AUGUCUAUUGUGUCAGGGAGGCCGCAGCCACGAGUCUCGUGGUGGAGAAACAGCGAGCUUAUCGACAACUCGUACGAGGUGUUGUCUGAGCGGAGAGUCCGCAACACGCUGCAUCUCGAGAACCUCAAGCGGCAAAGUAUACACGACACUUACACGUGUCAAGCGUCCAACAACAAUCAGGUCCAUCCGCUGUCUGCUAACCUCAGUACUACAAAGGACGAGAACGUGACUAUUAGCUCAUUGUCCUUUGUCCCGGGGAUGGAAGAUUCCGGGAAGUUCCUUACUUGCAGGGUCGGAACAACCCCUCACAUUGUCGAGGAUGGUUGGAAACUCAACAUUCAUCACUUCUCCAAGGCCUUUGACAGGGUCAGCCACCCUCACCUUCUUGCUAAACCGUCGUCUCACGGGAUCCACGGCCCAUUGUUGGACUGGUUUUCGUCUUACCUCUGUGGCCGGAAACUGGUGGUGAAGUUUGCCUCCUGUACCUCAAGAUCGUUCUCUGCUACAUCUGGCGUCCCCCAGGGCUCACAUCUUGGCCCUGUACUCUUCAAUAUCUUUAUUAAUGACAUCUCAAGAGUCAUUCAUGUCAAGCACCUCUUGUUCGCUGAUGACAUCAAGCUGUAUUCAACCAUCAAUUCAAUCGAUGACUUCUAUGACCUCCAGGAUAGUCUUUCUGCUGUGGAGAGAUGGUGUGGCGAGAACUGUAUGGCUCUGAACACUUCAAAAUGUGUUAUCAUGACUUUUCACCGGACCUUGGCUCCCAUAUUCCACAACUAUGGCUUGAAUGGGUGCAACCUUGACAGAGUCUUCGAGAUUAAGGACUUUGGUGUUAUGUGCACUGCUUCCUUGAGUCCAGAAAAGCACGUACUCUAUAUAAGUGCAAAAGCAAAUAAGAACUUAGGUCUUAUUACCCGAUAUUCACGAUCCUUUUCGUCACCAUUGGCACUGAAAACCCUCUAUUGUCACCUCGUCAGAUCACAUUUAGAAUACUGCUCAGUAGUGUGGUCCCCCUACCAACUCUAUCUUCAGGAGAGACUCCAGUCAAUACAGACUCGGUUUAUCCGCCUAGUGGGUCUUCGUCUUGGAUACCGCUACGCAGAUGUUCCAGUGUGCGCCUUGGCAGCUGUCUUGGAUCUUCGUACGCUAGUGUAUAGAAGGAAAGUAUUCGAUCUGAUGUUCCUACAUAGACUGGUCAACGGAGAGAUACUCUGUCCGGAGUUGCUUGAGCGGAUUAGCUUCCACGUCCCAGGAGGGGGUACCAGAUCGAGGGAGCUGUUUGCUAGGUCUUAUCAUGCUACGCUCUAUGAACAGCACAGUGCCAUCGCUCGCAUACAAGCCAUGGGAAACUCUCUGCCACCUGAAAUUGAUUUCUUCAACUGUAACACCACAUGUUUCAGGAGAUUGAUCAGCUCGCUUCCACUUGAUUAG
Messenger RNA from Macrosteles quadrilineatus (aster leafhopper), 1428 nucleotides. RefSeq lists its product as uncharacterized. The coding region runs from base 1 to 1428 and encodes 475 amino acids. The record is from RefSeq and is a predicted model, not a curated record. NCBI's taxonomy places the organism in Eukaryota, Metazoa, Arthropoda, Insecta, Hemiptera, Cicadellidae. The transcript has 4 exons.